GGCAAUAACUCUGUGUGUUCCUCUGUGCGUCUCACUUUCUCCGAUUUUAUUCUCUUAAAAAACCCGGCAUUUCACUAUUUGCAUAUACUCCUCCGGCAGUUGGUGUAAACAAAUACGGAUGAGUGUUGUUUGAAUCAGAGAGAAGCGACUCGGGUGAUGGGAGAGAGAAGCAAAGCAGAGGCAGAUGUUACCGUUAGCUGAGGGCAGAGAGAGAAAGGGAAAGGGACAGGGCAAUGGAAGUUCUGAAUCGUUCCAUUCCGAUGUUGUCCGUCUUCUUAUAUUUGCUACUCUUCUUCGGCGAAACUCUUGCAGAAGGCGUCACCCCUGCGGAAGCCAAGCAGCUCAGAGACGAGGUGCGUGGAAUGUUCUAUCAUGCCUUUGAUGGGUAUAUGGAGCAUGCUUUCCCACUUGAUGAGUUAAGACCUCUGUCAUGCGGGGGAGAAGAUACGCUUGGCGGUUAUGCCUUAACUCUAAUCGACUCCUUAGACACGUUGGCUUUAUUUGGUGACCGAGAGCACUUUGCUGCCUCUGUUGAAUGGAUUGGGAAAAAUCUGCAGUUUGAUAUUAAUAAGACUGUGUCCGUGUUUGAGACUACCAUCCGAAUCCUUGGAGGUUUACUAUCUGCUCAUCUGAUUGCAAGUGAUUUUGCUACGGGCAUGAGAAUUCCGUCCUAUGAUAAUGAGUUACUCCACUUGUCAGAGGAUCUGGCUCAGAGAUUGUUGCCUGCUUUUGAUACUCCAACAGGAAUUCCAUUUGGAUCUGUCAAUCUUUUGCAUGGAGUUGAUGAAAAUGAAAGCAAGAUAACAUCAACGGCUGGUGGUGGGACUUUGACCCUAGAAUUUGGGGUGCUUAGCCACCUAACAAAUAAUCCCAUAUAUGAGCAAGUAGCAAAAAAUGCAGUGCGUGGAUUAUGGGCUCGUCGAUCAAAUCUUAACCUUGUUGGUGCUCAUAUUAAUGUAUUUACUGGUGAAUGGACACAGAAGGAUGCUGGAAUAGGAACAAGUAUUGAUUCUUUCUAUGAGUAUCUCUUGAAGGCUUACUUAUUAUUCGGAGAUGAAGAGUAUCUAUUCAUAUUCCAAGAGGCUUACAGGGCUGCAAUGCACUAUCUGUACAAUGAUCCUUGGUAUGUAGAGGUAAAUAUGAACUCUGGUGCUAUUGUCUGGCCGCUAUUUAACAGUUUGCAGGCAUUCUGGCCAGGCCUCCAGGUUUUGGCUGGAGACAUUGAUCCUGCUAUUCGAACGCAUGCUGCUUUCUUUAGUGUUUGGAAAAGAUAUGGCUUCACUCCAGAGGGCUUUAAUCUUGCUACACUCAGUGUUCAGCAUGGCCAGAAAAGCUAUCCUCUGCGUCCAGAGUUAAUUGAGAGCACAUUCUGGCUUUACAAAGCUACCCGAGAUCCCAGAUAUCUUGAUGCUGGUCGAGACAUGGUUGCCAGUUUGCAAAAUGGAGCUCGAUGCCCUUGUGGAUACUGCCAUAUAUCAGAUGUGGAAUCUCACAAACAGGAAGAUCACAUGGAAAGCUUUUUCCUAGCUGAAACAGUUAAGUAUUUGUGGCUUCUUUUUGACUUGGCUGUGGGUCCAGAUAACCUUUUUGAGAAUGGACCAUACAAGUAUAUCUUCACCACUGAAGGCCACUUGCUGCCUGCAACGCCACAGAUAUCACUAGUUCGUGAACAUUGUUCAUAUUUUGGGGCAUACUGUAGGACUGGCAACUUGAGUCAGGAGACCUACAGUACGGACAUCUCAACUGCUUCCCAGGAAACAAAUCAAAGUAGGCUGUGUGGAGGUCUGGGUCCCAUCAGUUUUCCAUCAGACUCUGCUUCUCAUGGAUCUUAUUCUAUGUCAGGGAUGAUUAAGCGGGCUUUUUGCCCAGGGCUUUCUCAUAGGCAGAUGUUUGGCAUACCAUAUCAAGCUUCCACAGAUGCGAGUCAAGAUAAUGAACCUGCAAAACAUAGAAAGACUAUUUUCAUUUGAAAGCCUUUCAUUGGUGGUUGUCUCCGACCCAAAAUGCUGAAAAUUCGCCUGCCUUUAAUUAGAUUGAGCAAUGUCGAAAGAGUCGAGUAACGAGAGGCAGAGUGAACUACCUCGAGGUUGAAGAUCGAUCUUUGGGCUGGCUGAUAUAGGUUAUAUAGGAAAUAGAAUGAUUGGAAUGAAAGUUCAGAACUAUUUGAUUUGCCGGCUGUUUCUUUCCUGCUGUUUACUUUCCAGCUAACAGAAGAUAAAAGGCAAGAGCAACCGCAUAGGUGUGGUUCUGGUUGAAAUGGUGUGUGCCUGUAAAGCUAGAAUGAAGACUCAGUACAGAGAUUUUUGCUUAUAGGUUGAAGCAACUUUGGAACAGUUGAUGGAAAAGCAUGGAGAGCUUGGGAAUGGAUGUAAACUUGAGGACAAGCAGGUCCUUCAGUUUUGUAAGUUCUCUAUUGGCGCUCCAAGGCUAGAGGCGUAAUCACUGGCAUUUUGUUCACUUUCAGGCAUGUGUAUUUCAUUUUGGAGAACUUGUGUAAAAUUGGAUUGGUUUAAACACCAAUGUUAGGAAGGGUUUUUUAUGCUUCUUGGGAUGAUUAAACGCUGGGUUAAUCUCUCACCCAAAAUGUUGUAAGAUUGGUUUUGGUUCCAACUUCUGAUUUGUUGCUUCAAUUGAAUAGUCAUUGAUAAGCUUCUCGAGGAAAGGUCCGAUAGGAAGUACUUUAUUUUGAACAAUAACGAUAUUAAGCUUCAA
Molecule: messenger RNA, 2712 nt
Organism: Malania oleifera
Lineage: Eukaryota; Viridiplantae; Streptophyta; Magnoliopsida; Santalales; Ximeniaceae
Product: alpha-mannosidase I MNS4
Exons: 17
Coding region: 234-1970 (578 amino acids)
Biological process (GO): mannose trimming involved in glycoprotein ERAD pathway; endoplasmic reticulum mannose trimming; carbohydrate metabolic process
Cellular component (GO): endoplasmic reticulum; membrane
Molecular function (GO): mannosyl-oligosaccharide 1,2-alpha-mannosidase activity; calcium ion binding
Source: RefSeq, a predicted model, not a curated record